AUGACAAAACGGGUUUGUGCUAUUUUCUUUGCCCUGGCUUUACGUAAGUCAUCAAAAUUCAACAAAAUUGUAUGUUUGAGUUCAUGUUCUUUAGUUGCUCCAAGCCUUGCCCAAAGUCCGUUUGGAAGAAGGCCCGCUUUUCCGUCGAUGGGCAAUGGAGCCGGCCAAGGGGGCCGUCAAUGGAGAAACAUCCCAAUUCAAGUCAUAGAUGGGCCGCCUAGAGAUGGAGGACUCCAAAGCGGCGGAGGAAACAAUGUCGGAGGUCCUGGAAAUGACGGAGAAGACGGUGGUCUCCAAGGUGAGUUUAGCAUUACGUAUUUUCAAGGUCCCUCAAUUCCAGUAGCCAUCCUAUUUGACCCUUGUUUCAGGUGGCCCUCCAAUGUCCGGUGGACGUCCAGGCAUGCCUCCUACGGAUCCCAGCGCCGGCCCGGGAGGCCGGCAAUGGAGGAACAUCCCAAUACAAGUCAUAGAUGGGCCUAGAGGCGGAAGAGGUGGGGGAAAAAUACUUAUGAUUACAUUGAUUUAGGUCGGGGAAUGCCAGGAGGAUAUCGCGGUGGCGGAGGAGGCUAUAUGGGUCGAGGUGGCGGAGGUGGCUACAGUAUGGGUCGAGGUAGGCCUAUGAACCGAGAAUUUGGUUCUGUGGACUUACAGUGGCGGACCUGAUCCAUUGGCCAAAAAACGUACCAUUUUGCUUCCGGGAAUUAUCAAAAAUGCAGCAAAAUACCUCCUUCUCCAAGUGAAAAACUCCGAUUUCAAAAGCACGCCCGCUCUUUUUGUGAGAGAAAGGCCGCGCAGUUCAAAACGGAGUUUUUUUAGUUGGAGAAGGAGGCAUUUUGCCACAUUUUUGAUACUUCCCGGAUGCAAAAUGAUACGGUUUUUGCACUGGAUCAGGUCCCUGUACCGAAAUACAAAUUUUAGGCCGUGGAAUGCCUGGUGGAUUUGGUGGUGGUGGAGGCUAUGAGCGAAGCAGAGGUAUGCGGUUUGGCCAACGCUAA
Messenger RNA from Bursaphelenchus xylophilus (pine wood nematode), 995 nucleotides. Lineage: Eukaryota; Metazoa; Nematoda; Chromadorea; Rhabditida; Aphelenchoididae. The record is from the annotation of a GenBank genome assembly.